Molecule: messenger RNA, 3975 nt
Organism: Mesorhabditis belari
Lineage: Eukaryota; Metazoa; Nematoda; Chromadorea; Rhabditida; Rhabditidae
Source: the annotation of a GenBank genome assembly
AUGGAAAUCGAACUGUAUGUCUAUCUGCAAGAUGACACGGGUGGUGUUGGAGGCUUCAAGACUUUUACUUUUGGUGCCACGUCGACAGUACACGAUUUGAGGAAACAAAUCCUUGCUGCUUUUCAUAUCCCUCUGCAACAUCAACAAGUUUACCUCGUUCGCGCUGAAACUGAAACUAAAAAGGAAACACGGGAACAACUCAGAGGUGGUACUCUGCAAAAAGCAAAUGUGACGAAUGAAAGCAAGAUUGUUGUGAAGCACGCAGAUCUUCAGUGGUGGCCGCAGUACAAAAAAUCUGUUGAGAUUGCAAUGAAGUCAUCGGGCCGUGAACGAAUGUUAAAUGCGCAAGAGGCCGUCAGGCUGCACAUGCGAUUGAUGGAAAAGAUGGAAGAGACCAAGUACAAUGUGAAAUGCCAUCACUUUGGAUCUCGAGCAUGGAGCAAUUCUGGAAAAGGGCAACCUCCGGACAUAAAAGAAUUGUACUGCUACAAACUGCUCGAAUUGAUCGACGUAGGACCGCAUUCUCAAUUCAUCCUUCCAAAAAAAGUCGUUGACAGCAAGACUUCCAUGUACAUCGCAACAGAAUGGCAUGACGAUUUUGUUCCCAUUUCCAGGAUCAAAGAAGAAAAAGAUGUUAGCGUGGAAAUCCUUGUGCAACUUCUCUUGCUUGGCGCGUUUCUCUUUAUCGAUGAUUUACAUCCUGACAAUUGCGGUCAGUGGAAAGACACCAAGGACGCGGCAAUCGUUGAUUUUAUGCCCAAAGCUUGUGAGCAAUGCCGCUCAAAACGACGAUUUGAAUCACCGCGCAAAAGGACGAACAGAUGCAGGGGUCAGCUUCCAAGAGGUGAAAGCUCGGAACAGGAGCUCUUCUCAGGAAUGAACUCGGGGAUUAAUUUCAACAAUUAUGAUGAAAUUCCCGUUGAAGCAACUGGUGAAAAUGUGCCACAACCUGCGACUUUGUUCUCUGAGUUGAAGUUGCACCAAUGGGUCAAUGAAAACAUCAAAUUGUCGGGUUAUGAGCGUCCGACACCCGUGCAGCAGUACAGCAUUCCGGCAUUGAUGGAUAAUCGAGACCUGAUGUCUUGCGCGCAAAAUGGAUCGGGAAAGACUGCUGCCUUUCUAAUUCCAUUGAUCAACCACAUUCUUCAGAACGGACCUGAAGCAGUUUAUCACGAAGCUCCUGGAUGCAAUGGUCGGAAGAAACAGUUUCCCUGUGCUCUUGUCCUUUCGCCAACUCGUGAAUUGUCACUUCAAAUCUAUAAUGAGUGCAGAAAGUUUGGCUAUCGUACACCCAUAACUUCGGCAAUUCUCUACGGUGGUCACGAAAAUUAUCAACAACAAAUCAGCAAACUUCGGCUUGCCUCAAAUUCGACAAAUUGUCGAACACUCAACUAUGCCAGAGAAGAGGUAUCGAGUGACUGCUAUGUUUUCUGCUACGUACCUGGAGGAAAUUUAGAUUCUGGCUCAAGCUUUUUUGGUGCCCAAUUACGUAUUCUUGGCUGUCGGAGGCAACGAGGCAUUGACGGUAGUAACUAUGUUGUGGUGGCUAUUCAUGGAGAUUUGAAGCAAUUUGCCCGAGAACAGAGUUUGGAGCGUUUCAGAUCAGGGAAAGCAAAUGUGAUGGUUGCAACGGCUGUAGCCGCCCGUGGUCUUGACAUCCCAAGUGUGAAACACGUAAUUAAUUACGACUUGAUGAAUAUGUGCAUCGUUAGUUUACAGUGUAUUGAGCUAUUUAAAGUGCAUUUUGGGUAUUGGACGUACUGGACGUGCUGGCAAUAUUGGAUUGGCGACUACUUUCUUCAACGACAAGAACACGCGGCUAAUAACGAUCUUAUCAAGCUGAUAAUUGAAGCUAAUCAAGAGAUUCCAGAGUUCCUUUCGACGGUUUCGAACGAUGCUAAUCACUAUGGACAAGCAAAUUCGCGUGAACGUGGAAGCCGAGGUGGACCACGCAAUAUGCCUCAUCGCAAUUAUCGGAUUCAAAAAAAAAACCCGGAAGCCACUAUGAGCCUUCGCCAGCUGAGUCUUCAAGGAACGGCUUCCGCCCAAAACCCACCCAGAACAAAGAUUGAAGAAAAUGGAAUUGAGCUGGGGUGUAUACGUGCGCUCAUAUUAAUGGAGAAGGUUGAGAGCGACCUUGGCGGUCAAUUCGCCGAUAGAGAAGAGGCUAGUAAUUCGCCACCACCAAAACUUUACGUCGACACCUCUCACACCUCCAGUUUCUUCGAACAGCUUGAUUCAUUGAGAAGUGACCGUUUAUUAUGUGACGUUUCACUGGUACCAGUGAAACGAGUCUCGCUUGACAGACCUGAAACUCCUUCGAACGUUUGUAAAGGCUCGCCAAUUUAUGCACACAAGGUUAUUCUAUCUUCUACAUCUCCCUAUUUUUGUGCCAUGUUUGCAACUUCCAAUAUGAUUGAAUCGAAAGCUAGCACUGUAGAAUUACAUGAUAUGGAUGAAGAGGCUCUUCGCCAAUUGAUCGACUUUAUUUACACAGGUCAACUCACAAUAAAUUCAAAUUUAAGCCAUGCCCUUCUAACAACAGCCUCGAUGUUGCAACUAAAUUCAGUUAAAGAUGCUUGUGCAAACUUUUUGAUUGAUACAAUAACGCUUGGAAAUGUCAUAUCUUUGCUCGACUUUGCCUGCAUUUAUAAUUGUACUCAACUAUCAGCGUCUGCUCGUAAUUAUAUUUGCAAGAAUUUUUGUCAUCUGGUAGAUUCUGAUGAGCUUUUAACGCUGGAUUUUGAACGAUUCUGCAGUUUAAUCUCGGAUGAUCGCCUAGUUUGUGGUGAAUGUGGUGAAGAAGAGGUUUAUCGAACGGCCAUCAGAUGGAUCCAAGCAGCACCAGAAGAACGCGAACAAUAUACACCAAAGUUGUUGUCGCAAGUGAGACUUGGCCUCUGCUCCGCAGACUUUCUAGCGGAGACAGUUUUCAAUGAGCCAGUUAUUAAAAAUCAGCAAGAGUGCAAGGAUAUUCUUCUGGAGGCAAGUAAAGUACAUCUACGCCGAGGGCGACUUUCCCCAUCUGCGUCAUCACUUCGUGAGCGGUUUGUCCGACCCCGACAACAAAUUGGAUCGAACAAGAUUGUGAUAGUCGUCGGAGGUCAGGCACCAAAGGCAAUUCAUAAUGUUGACGCCUAUGAUCCAACUACAAUGCAAUGGACUUCUUUGAGCCCUUUAUCGCAAAGACGUUGCCGAUGUGGUGUUGCCCUAAUCGAUCGUCAUAUCUAUGCUGUUGGUGGUUUUAAUGGAGCUCAGCGAAUGAAAUCUGUUGAUGUGUAUGACACUAUUAGGAAUCAAUGGAUCCCUGGGCCACCUAUGAGGCUUCGUCGGGGAACUCUUGGGGUGACCACUCUCAACGAUCAGCUAUUAAUUGCUGUAGGAGGUUUCGAUGGAGCAACAGGGAUUGCAAAUGCUGAACUGUUGGAUCCACGAACAGGAGAUUGGUCAGAACUUGCCUCGAUGAUAACGCGUCGAUCGUCGGUUGGCGUGACGUCUGUUGGCUCUAGUGUUUAUGCGGUUGGCGGAUACGAUGGUCAAAGUAGACAUUGUUUGAAUACGGUAGAAGUUUUUGAUCUGCGAGCAAAUCGUUGGCGUGCUGGGAAACCAUUACGCGAGGUUCGAUCUGGAGCUGCAGUAUGUUCUCUUAAUGGUUUAAUCGUUGCUGCGGGUGGUCACGAGGGAGCAACUGUGAGAGAUACCGUUGAGAUCUAUAAUCCUGGGGUAGAUGAUGAUUGGGCAUUGAUUCCAAACAUGAGCGCUCCAAGACGAAAUGCGGGUGUACUUUUUGUGAAUAGCUCUUUAAUGGUUUUCGGUGGCGAUGAGGGAGAUUCUCAUUUAUUGGAUUCGAUUGAAACAUUGACAAUGGAUAUGGGUAGAGGACAACGGGCAGAGUUUGCCGGAAGAUGGCAAGUAAUAGAGUCAACACUUCCGCAACCUCGAUCAUACAGUGGAUUAGUGCUUGUCGAUAAGCCG